UUAAUAUCUAUUUGCUUAAAAAUUAUAUAAGCAAACUAUUUGGUAAACAUUUUGAAGUGUAAAAAUCAAACUGCAAAUCAAUUCGAAAAUUAUCGAAAACAAUUUUCAAAACCUAACUUUUCGGCAUAAGUGCAGUGCAGUGUGCUAAAAUAAACUAAAACAAAAAAUAUUAUAAUUAAAUUAAACAAAAUUUGUAAACAUUUUUUACAAAAAAAAAAAGGAGAGGAACAUUUUGGAUUAACGCGAACAUUUGCAAUUGGAUUUUAAGCAUUUGUCGUGUUCGGAGUGCGCGUCCUGAAUUUCAAACUGCUUAGAAAAACACACAACAAACUAAAAACAAAAAGAACAACAACAACAAAUCCGACAGCUCUCAUUGCAAGCGUGUGUGUUGUGUACAUAUGUGUGUAGAAAUCUCUACAACAACACACAAAUAAUAAUAAUAAUAAUUUAUUUAUAAUAUAUUCUUAUUAUUAUUAUUAUCGAUCAUCUUGGAUAGAAAGCAUUUGAUGCGAAGAAAGUCAACGCACCACAAACUCAACAAACAACAAUUGCAAAAUUCCCUUUGGCUAAGAAUUUGCAGCGGCUACUUGCAAAAUAUUAUUAUUAUUAUUAUCAUUGCUUUUAUGCAAAGUCCGCUAAAUAAUUCGACGAAAUUCCAUUUUGGCAACAUUACAAAAAUCACAAAUCGAAAGCAAUUCGCAAAGAUUGAGACGCAUCACAAAUCAAAGAGCAGCUUCUUCCAUUUGCUUUGGUCGGUAACGGUUCCGGUUCCGGAUCACUGUCAUCAUUAUCAUUCUUCCGUUCUUAUCAAACAUAAUAACGACGCCAACAACAACAACAACAAUCGAGCGAGUGUAAAAGAGCAACAAGUUGAAGAACAACGGCCUGCAACAUGGAUCCGCAACAACAGUUUUGCCUCAAAUGGAACAGUUUUUCCUCCAACUUGGCAAUCACAUUCUCCAAUCUAUUCAAAUCGGAUCUAUUGGCCGAUGUCACAUUAUCCUGCGAUGGCGCCGUCUUUAGGGCACACAAAUUAAUCUUGGCAGCCUGCUCGAAAAAGUUCGCCGACCUGUUCGAGAACACGCCCACAAAUGGCCAGUGUGUCAUCAUACUGGAGGCGACAACGCCGGACAACAUGGCCGCGCUGCUCGAGUUCAUGUACAAAGGCGAGGUGCACGUCUCCCAGGAGGCGCUCAACAGUUUCCUCAAGUCCGCCGAGAGUCUACAAGUCAAAGGACUGUCCACUGAGACGGGUCGCUUGGCGGCGCAACAGGCGCAACAACAACACAUGGGCGGCGACAGUUCGCCGCUCGAUUCGCCGACGGGUCGUCGCAGCAUGCGCAACAGUUUAAGCGGCAGCAGCGGCGUUGCCAUUGGCAUUGGCGGCAACAACAACAACAACAACAGUGGAAGCAACAACAGCCCUGGCAUUUCCGGCAACAAUGGCUUGAGCCUGGCCGGCGCCCUCAGCGGCAUGGCAGCCGCUGGUGGCAUGGCUGCAGCGGCAAGUGUGGCCGCCAGCGGUCUCAGUGCAUUGGCCACAAGUGCUGGCGCCUUGGAUCGUUGCGGCAGCGCUGGUGGCAACAUCAUUAGCGGCUCUGUUGCUGGCGUUGGUCCACUCAGCGCUGGCGCCGGCGUUGGCAGCGGCAGCGGCGGCGGCAGCGGUGGCAAUGGCGUUCAUCUUGGCGGCAACAAUGGACCGAUCAGUCUGAGUGGCAGCGGCGCUGGCGCCGCCAUGCAUUUGGGCGGCGGUUCAACGGGCAGUCUGAAGCAAGAGUGCGAUUCGCUGAUGCAUCCCAGCAGCAGCUCACAGCUGGGCAUGGCCUAUGUGCCGCCCAUGUACCACCGUCCCAUGUCCUUCAACGAACCGCUUCGCAAGCGCGCCCUCCGCAGUCCCUAUGCCGAGCAGGAGCUGCGCGGCAGCGUCCUCCGCGAUGGCUCCAAGAACUCCUCCGAGUGCCCCAGCCCCAUCAACAAGCAACCCUACCAUCGACCCUCGUCCAGCGCCAGCUCGACAGCGCCCACCGAGGCGGACACCAUGCACUCGGAACGCGCCUCGCCACAGUCCAGCAGGUAUGAGAACCACAGUCCCAGCACUACGGCCGGCAAUGGAAAUGCGCCGAGCGGCCUGGAUCGGAUUGUGAAAUCGGAACGCAACAAUGGCAGCGCCAACGAGGCUAAUGACGAUGAACGCGAACUGAUGGACGAGUCAACCGAUAAUGGUGCCGAGGAUUUGCGUGUGAAAUUGGAGAACUCAAACUAUUCGCCGCCACCCGCCAACUCGAACACCUCGUCGACCACACCGAAUGCGCUGCUGGAGAACCUGAAGAAUGCGGACGGAUCGCUGUCGGGCAAUUUGGCCGCAUCGAUUGCACCCGCUGACAUGUUGAACGUGUGGAAUGCCACCAAGAUGAACAACAAGAACAGCGUGAACACAGCGGACGGGAAGAAGCUGAAGUGUUUGUACUGCGAUCGCCUUUACGGCUACGAGACGAAUCUGCGAGCACACAUCCGGCAGCGGCAUCAGGGCAUCCGGGUGCCCUGCCCCUUCUGCGAACGGACCUUCACACGCAACAACACGGUGCGGCGGCACAUUGCACGGGAGCACAAGCAGGAGAUUGGUUUGGCGGCGGGCGCAACAAUUGCGCCGGCGCAUGUGGCAGCAGCGGCGGCGGCAGCGGCGGCCGCGAAUCAUUCACCAUAGGAAGCGGCCGCAACGGCAGCGGCAGCAGUAGUCAUGAGCGCGCACAAGGAGGCGGCGAAGCAGCGUAAACGUAAAUCACUCAAAAUGGCAUUGGAGAAGUGCAUGCAGCGACGCGAUGCGAUGGCAUGCACUGAGGUAGCGGGCGGCGAACAGGGGGGCGUAAUGGGCAUGGGAGGAGCAGGAGGAGCAGGAGAAAUGGGCGAAACAACAACAACGACGGCGACAGCGGCAGCGGCUGCGGCAGCGGCAGCAGCAGCGACUGCAGCAGCAGCUGCGGGUCUGCUAAGCUUUGAGCAUCAAGAGAUCGCAAUGCAAAUCAAAGCAGCCAUGGCAGCCGAACAGCAGCAACGCGAACGAGCCGAAGCUGAAGCAGAAGCCGAAGCGAUGGACACAACGGCAAACACAACAGCGAACACGACGACGACGACGACAUCAACAACAACGGCGACAACAACAACAACAACGGGCGAAACAUCAACCACCACCGAUGAAGGCAGCGAUGCCGAAGCCGAGGCUGAUUUGAGCGGCAACGAAGCGUUGCCGAAGGCCACAGCCAUGGAUAUCGAUGAGCCCGAGUCGGAGCUUGUUGUUGUUGAGCCAAAGAUCGAACCGUUGUCGGACAGCGAACCCGAAGACGAAGAAGACGACGAACAACAGCAGCAGCAUCAUUAUGCAGCUGCCGCUGUGAUGCCCAUCGAUGAGCCUGUUGAAAUGCAGCGCACGCCCACGUCCACGCCCACCAGCCAAAUGUUGAUGAUGGCCCAUGAAGCGCCCGCUUUGACCUCUACGCCCAAGGUCAAUGUGGAUGUGAAUGAGCAGUAAAUGAGAAGAAGAGAGAAGUAGAAGACGAAGAAGAAGAGGAAGAAGCCCCCACCCGCCCACAACAAAAAAAAUGAAAAACCAAAAACCUAUAACGAAUUGAAUGCCACAAUUCAACAAAUUGAUUGAUUAAUUGAUAGAGAGUGAUUGAGUGAUUUACAAAGAGAAAGAAGAAGAAGUUUACGUUACGCGCUACGAAAAUGAUGAUGAUGAAGAAGAAGAAGAAUGACUACUGUUGCAACUGUCGUUGCCCUCGGAGACCACCUAUAACAAAAAAAAUGCAAGUCCCAAGCAAAUCGCUUGGGCAAAAAUGUCUACUAUAACUAACUAUAACUAAAUACUAACUUUAUGCACACAACAAACACACACACACACACACAACACACAAGUACACAAAGGCAGUAUUUGAUGUUCUUUUGAUGUUUAUUAUUUUUGAUUCCUUUUUUCUUCGACAAAAACAGACCAACAACAACAACAACAAUGCUAGCGAAAAAUGAAAAUAUAAAUAUUUUUAAUUUAUUAGAAGAAAGAGUCUAUAACACAAAUCCGGCUGAAAAAUCGUUUUCAGUGUGCUAAGAAAUCGUCUCAACAAAAAGAAUAGUGAAUGAAAAAAGAAACGGAAAAUGAAACAAACUCACUAGACUCGCUUUGCUUUCAUCAGGCAAAGGGUCGAAUGAGCUAAAUGAGCGAAAAUAAAAUAUGAAAAGAAAGAAAUAUGAAAAUAGUUAUGCUUGCACAAAACAAAAAAAGUUUGAACGUUUUUGAUUGGUAGCUGAAAAUAUAAUUGUUUUUAAUAUACUUAACACAAACAUAUAUAUUUAUUAUUUUUUUGAAGAAAGUAUUUCAUUUUUUUUUUAAAAACACUGCAAAGUUGCCUCAAAUCAAACAUUAAACAAAAACAAAAACAAAAACGAAACAAAAAAGGAAGAAGAAAAAAAACGAGAAUGAAAAUACAAAAUAAAUACUUAACUGAAUUUAAAUAGCUGCAAAUCAACAACUAUAAACUACAAACUACAAAACAACUACAACAAAAACAAAAACAAAAAACCAAAAAACAGCAACAACAAACUACAAAGCAACAAUAGCAACAAAACCGCAACCACAAGUACCUGCAAUAAAUAAAUAGUAUAAAAACAAAAACAAAACAUAAAAUAUUGAAAUCGAAAGAAAGCAUUAAAAAAUCGCCUGCGUCGUCAGCCAAUUUGGCAUUUUGUUUGUCUAGUUUUUUGUAAAUAAUUUUAUUAAAUUUAUAUAAUACAAUGACAGCAAAAUGCAGUUGGCUGCCACGCCCCCAUGCUGUGCGUUCACAUUGCUUUUAAACAACAACGUUUUUAAUUUACAUUACAUUUUUCAUUUCUGUUUUCUUUUCACCAUUUAGGGCCUCAAAAUUUGAACAAUCGAAACUCACGCACAACUUUUGGCCAAAUCCAAAUGCAAAAAAAAAAACAAAAAAGGAAAAUUCUUAUGUUUUUAAUUUCAACAUUCAAGCAACAGAAGUAAAAAUAAAUAUAUAAACAAUUGGUAAAUUGGGUGCCUAUAAACAAAAGUAAAUUAAUUAAACAACUAUUAGUGAAAUUUUAUAAAGAAAACCUAAAGAAUAAAAUCUAAAAUAAAAACGUAUAUAUUUAAAUAAAAAAAAAAACAAAGUAAACAAUUAAAGAUAGUAAAAGAAAUGCAAAAAACGAGAAACUUGUUAUAAAAAGAAAAACCACUCAAAAACGUUCUCAACAAACUUGAAUGAAAAGCAACAAACAAUUAAGAAACAACAACAAAACAGAACAGAAAACAGCAAUAAUUACAGCAAACAAAAAGAAUUACAAAAACAAAAAUUCAAAAUCAAAAACACUUUUGGCACACCUUUGGAAAACAUUUUUCAUAACCAAAAAAGAAAAGAAAAUUAUGAUUUUACCCCACGAACCACAAAAAAAAAACAAAAAAAAAUGAAAAACUUUUCUUAAAUUCAAAAUUCAGUUCUUUCGGCUUUUAUGAUUUUUGUACAAGUAAGAAACAAAAACAAAAAACAACAACAACACGAUGAAAAUGCUGUAAAAAUAAUCUGAGAAAUCUUGUUGUAAACGCCUUAAAUAAACGCAAAUGGGCGUGUCAGGCACUGUAAAUACAAACACACACACACAUGCACACACACACACACCAACACACAGUUUAAGGAUCAGUUGUAAAAUGAUAUAAUAUUGAUGUAGGAUCUAGCAUAUAUAUAUAUUAUAUAUAUAAAUAUUAAGCGCAUAUGUAGGAACACUUAGGCUCGCCAAAAGUUGCUUGCAAAAAAAAAAAAAACAAGAUUAGGGUUUAUGUUCAUGUUUAAGUUUCCCUUUUUACAUAUUGGACACAAUAGUGCAAGUUUUUCUUUUACAUAAACUACAGGGUGAUAAAAACACACACACACAUAAACAAUAGUUAAAAACAAAUAAACAAACACACACACACAAACACUCAAAUAGUAUUCAACGGAAUGAUUUAAGCAAAUAGCCAAAUGUUAAAGAUCUAGUUACAUAUAUCAAAUGUUAAACAUGCUCUCAACGAUUUUUGAGAAUCGCAGAGAGCGCCGCCGACACACACACACACAUACACGUACACACACAUUUCCCCCCUCCCGUUCUUACUUACGUAAUCUACCCCAAAAACCAGUUUGUUCUGUGAUGUGCAACGUUCAAACCACGUUUGGCGUUGCAAAGUUUUUGUUUUCUUUAUUUUUGUAAUAAUUAAACUAAUAAUAUUGUAUGGUUUUCCCGCAUGCUUAACACACUAAACUUAACUAACUAACCGUAUAUAACUCGAACAGCAAAACAACAAAACAAAUCAACAACAAAAUGAAAGAAAAACAUUUAAUGAAACAAAUUAUGAUAAACGUAAUUAAUUGCAAUAAUUUACUUUAAAACGAAAGAUGAAAAUAACAAAUUUAUUAUUAAUAAUAAUAAUCCCACCCCCCCUUCUCCUUCCCCUCCUUCUGCAUCCCCCAAGCAACCCAACCACGUUCCAUUCGCAAGCAGCGAUUUGUCUCUCAGCAACGUUCUCUGGAGUCUGAAUUACAUAUUAUUUUUUAAGUACGUUGUUGUUGCACUCAUCGCCCAUGCUGUGCGAAUGGGGGGCGUGGCAUUUGUGGGUAUGCUGCUCAAUUGAAAACAAGAGAAAUUACAUUACAUUUUCGUUUUUUAACAAUAACAAUUAUUAUAAUAAUAAUAAUGAUAAUAUAUUGUGUGUAUACAACAUAAUACAAAGUAAAUUAAUUUUUUAGGUUUCUUUUGAAUUAGAGCUUAGUUUUAUAUAACGACUAUGUUUAGACUUAUGUACUGCAACUUAAUUGUAUGUAUGGAAAUCAAACUCAGGAACUCAUAUACCUCAGAAACUACCUCUUUGUUUUUUAUUAUUAUUAUGUGUUUACUGCAACAAACAAACAAACAAACAAGAAAACAUCAAUAAUAAUAGUCAACAAGUCAAGCUAAUUUGAAGAUGCUACAAAACAGCUUUAGUUCUUAGUAGAUUUUUUGUUUAGUUCUUAACUCCUUAAUAAUAAUGAUGAUGACUAAUCUUACGUAAUAUGCAAAAGACAACUUGCACACACACCAACACACCAACACACACACACACACCAAUACACACAUGCAAUAGCAACAAUAUCGAACUGCAAUAGUUAACUAAACUACCUCAAUGGGUCCCCAUAGACUGCGCAUACUCGUAAUAUUCGAAAUGAAACAAAAUGAGAAAUGAAAACUUACAACUUAAUACUAAAUGCAAUUUUAAUUUCGUUUGUAAAAUGGUGACACACACACACACAGAGACGCUAACACACACACACAUACACCCACACACACCUUUUGGCUUAUAAUUUCGAAAUAUUUACAAAAACAACAACAACAAACUUGAGUAAAUCCUUAUAAAAUUAGAAGAAAAAAACUUUGGCAGAUACUUUUUUUAGAUAGGUUUUUGUAAAUAUGCGCUAAAUUACACACACACACACACAAAACAAAAAAAAACACACACACACAUUUAAUGUAAACAUUACAGCAAAUUCUUUGGCUAUAACUAUAAAUAACUAUACGACAAAAACGAAAACAAAAACAAAAAAAAAUAUUAAAAAUAUCGAGAAAAAUUUUACUAUGUAUGUGUAGAGGCAAAUAAGGAAAAAUGUGUAUACAUAAUUUUCGGCAAAGCAACUAAAUGAGGCAAAAACAAAAAACAAAAAAAAAACACACACACACAUUAUAUUAACUAAAUAUGUAAACAACAACAAAAUACAAAGAAAUUAUUUUAAGGCUAUAAAAAUUAUGAGAACUAAAAUAAAUUUCACAAAUUAAUCGUAAAAUAACGGUAAAUAACGGUAUACUUUUGCUAGAGCUACGCGUAACUGUUCAAACAAAUUUUGUUGACAGCCAAAAAACAUAAAGCAUAAAAACAUAACAUAACUAAGAAUUGAAAUUGAAAUUUAAAUUAACAAAAAACCUAUAUUAAAUUCACAAUUCAAUUCACGAAAGCGAAACCCAAUGGUUAUAAAAACAAAACAAAUGUAAAAAAAAACAAACACACGAAAAUUGAAUUCAAAUUAUUUAAAUGGAAAUUCUUUCUUAAAGAAUUUCGUCGCAUGCAUAUAAGCAUUAACAUAAACAAUUUUAGGCUUAAACUUUCGGCUAAAUAUUAACAAACAACACAAAAAACAAAAAACAAAAAAAUGGGGAAAACAAAAACAAAAUUACAAACAUAUUUUUAUGUAAAACUUAACACGAAAACCACAUUUGGCACUCGCAGAAUAUAUAAAUGAAAAUUACGCAAAACUUUGCAUAAAUAUUUAUUUAUAGCGUUCAGCUAAUAAAAAUUAUAAAAAUAAUGAUAAUUUUAGGCCCAACUUUCGACAAAAGCGGCCUAAAAUAAUUUCUUUGUAAAAUAUGUUUGCACACAACUACAAAAUGUAAGUGAAACACGAAACGAAGCGAAAAGAGAAAACAAAACAAAACAAAAGAUGAUUGCAUAAGAAAUAUCUAAAUUUAACAACAAAACACAAAUGUCGCCAUUUUGCAUUUAGAGCGUUAAAAGUUACAAAAAAAAAUGCUGCCAACUCACUUCAAUGGAAUUUAUCGAUAACACUUUAUCGAUCGAUUUCAUUUGAAGUGAGUCGAAGGCAGAAAACAAGCUAAAUACAUUUUCAAACGCAAAAAAAAAACAACACUUUUAAUGUACAUAAUAAAAACAAAAAAAUAUUGAAGAAAUUUAAUAAUGAAAACAAAAAAUGCUAAAAACAAACUUGUGUAUGUAUCAUAUAUGUAAUUUUUGUGUUUAUAAUUGUUUUAAUUUUCCUUAAUUUUCAGUUGUAUAAAUUAAUUUAUAAGAAAUAUAUUAAACGAAAGUAAAAAAACAAAACAAAACAACAUUGUAAAACUUGAAUAUGUGUAAUGUGCACAGGUACAAAAUGCUAAGUUUAAACAAAAUAAAAUACAAAUUAUGCAAAUGAAAAUGAAAAAAUUAUGCUAUAAAUUUGAUGAAACAAAAUGAAAAAAGCAAAACACACACACAUAAAUAGCGAUCGUUGUAAGUAAUUUUUGUUAUAUAUUUUUGUUAGUACUUGUUUUCUAUUCUAUUAAUAUUUAGUUGAAUAACAGAAAAGUGAAAGAAACAACAACAACAACAACAACCUCUUCAACAACAACAACAACAAUAACAAGCCAAUUGUACUUAUAUCAAGCAUACACAACAAUUUCAAUUCGAGUUUUCCUUAUUUUGUUAAUUUGCUCAAAAGAAAUACAAAGAAACAAAAACAAAACGAAAACGAAAAUGAAAAUAGAACAAAUCGUAGGAUUCUGCGAUUUUAAUUUCGAGAGUUUUUUCCUUUACGAAAUAUCCAAGUUAUUUGAAAUAACUAUAAAAUGAAAUAUCAAGAAGCUGAAAUUGAAAUUGAAAUAAAUUUAAGUGUCAAAAUGUAUGUAAAAAAUAUAAUAUAUUAUUUUAUUUUAAACAUUACCUUUUAUGUUGUACAAUUUAAAUUUGUUUAAUCAUCACAACAACAACAACAACAACAAAAAUUGGCUUGUUUCCACUUUUUAAUUUUUAAUGUUUAUGUUUAAAAACUAAAUUUAUAAUACACAAACACACACACACACACACACAAUAUAUAUACAUAAAUAUAUAUUUACGUAAAUGCUAAAUUAAUGCAACUAAAUAAAUGUUAAAAACCAAAAAAAAAAAAAAAUACAAACAAUUGGCAAUUUUAAUUGGCUCUAAAUUCGAACAAAAUUUAUAAUAAUUAUAAUUUCAAUUUUCAGUUCUUUUUUUUAGCACACGGAAACACACACUUAAGUAUAUCGAAAGAAUUAAAAAAAAAUAGUAAUUAACAAUUGAAAAACAGAGUAAUGCAAAAUGUGUUUAGGCCUAAGCGAAACAAACAGUUCAGCAGUAUACAUACACAUACAUGUAUACCUAUAUAUGUAUAUAUACAUAACAUAUAUAUUAGAUUUAUACCCUGUGAAAUCGGUGUUCCACACACACACACACACUCACACUCGUCUCUCUUUCCCCUUUCUCUAAAUGUGUAAAUCAAGUUGUUGUAAAUUUGUCUAAACGAAAAUCGAAGCGAGUACAAAUUAAAUUAAAUAUUUUAUUGGUUUCCUUAACUUUUCAUUUAUUUCAUUAUAUUUAAAUGUAGGUCACACAUAAAUGAAAAAUAUAUGAAAAAAAAGUAAAAAAAAAUUAAAGCAAGCUAUACAAAAAACUUUUGGAACAAUGACAAGUACAAAAUUUCAGGUAAUACAAAAUUUAGCAGUUAAAUUAAAUUAAAUUAACAAAUAUAUUAUGAGAAAACGUACAAAUUUUUCGGCAUAAAAUAUAACAUAAAAUAAAAAUGAUUGAAUGAAUGAAAUGUUAGACUACAAUUGCCAAAUAUUUGGCAAAUUUGGUGUGACUUUAGAAUGAUUCAGUUACUGGCAAAAUGAAUUUAAUUUAAUUUCCUUUUUUUGGUUUCAAAAGUGGAAAUAUUGCAACAGAACUUGAGUUACACAUGCACAUAAAUUAAACAAUGAAAAUUUGAGCAAUGUGCUGAACUGCAAAGUGUGCAAAAUUAAUGCAUUCAAAAUGGGAAAUUACAAAAAACAAAAAGGUUUAAUUUUAUUUUUAAGGAAUGAGCAAAAGAAAUAUUCAAGACAGUCCACAUAAUAAGAAUGUACGCUAAAACUAAAAAAAAAACUUACUUAUACGAUGUAUAGAAUAUA
Drosophila sulfurigaster albostrigata is the source of this 10734-nucleotide messenger RNA. It is a transcript of the gene chinmo, whose product is annotated as zinc finger protein chinmo. Gene Ontology annotation, molecular function: protein binding. Gene Ontology annotation, cellular component: nucleus. NCBI's taxonomy places the organism in Eukaryota, Metazoa, Arthropoda, Insecta, Diptera, Drosophilidae. The transcript has 6 exons. Gene Ontology annotation, biological process: regulation of transcription by RNA polymerase II. The record is from RefSeq and is a predicted model, not a curated record.